AUGGGCAACGUCAUAGGAGAUGAUGUAUCUGACUUGGAAGACGAGCAGAGUGUUCAAGGCGGCACCAGCAACAUCCCACCCCGUUCAUCGAAAAAGGGGAAAGUCGCCUACAACAUUUACUAUGGCAGAACGACAGUUAGGAGUUCGGCAGCAUCACAAGUCAAGUCUUUCCCUGGGAGUGUCUACGAAGGCUUCUCGAAUAUCCCAGCGGCCAUUGCUGCAUGGGAAUAUGCUGUGUCCAAUAAAACAGUAGGGCCACAUGCUGGGCCGCCCAACACCCCAAGGAGGCAAGUACACCACAACACGAUGGCGAACACCACUACUGUGGUAGUACCGUCCACGCCGUCUCGUCAGGUAACGAGAACUACUCCGUCUACCCCGACUCCCCUCCCUACCAAUCUUACCACCCCUACCUCGCCGAUAGCAUCAGCUUCUUCCUCAAACAUCUCAUCGGAUCCACCAUCCUCUCGCGGCUCAGAGGCUCAUCUGGCUGCUAUUGUAGCUGUGAUGGAUAACUUGUGCAUCACAGCCUACUAUGUCGUUGUCCGCGGGAAGGUGCCUGGUGUCUAUUCUACCACGUUCGUUGUCUACACUUCCUCUUUCAGCCCUCUGACAUCUGAAAUUAGUGCGUCUGCACUUGCUGCUCUUGGUACCGACCCCCGCGGUCUUUGUUGCUUGGUUGCAAAGAAAGCCGAUGCUGAUGCAAUGUUUGUUGCACAGUCGAUGACUGGUAAUAUUGAGCGCUUGGAGUAG
Messenger RNA from Laccaria bicolor S238N-H82, 753 nucleotides. RefSeq lists its product as uncharacterized. NCBI's taxonomy places the organism in Eukaryota, Fungi, Basidiomycota, Agaricomycetes, Agaricales, Hydnangiaceae. The transcript has 2 exons. The coding region runs from base 1 to 753 and encodes 250 amino acids. The record is from RefSeq and is a predicted model, not a curated record.